Molecule: messenger RNA, 1023 nt
Organism: Adineta ricciae
Lineage: Eukaryota; Metazoa; Rotifera; Eurotatoria; Adinetida; Adinetidae
Source: the annotation of a GenBank genome assembly
AUGUUUGAAUCCGAAGAGAAAUUAAACAAGAAAUCAGCUCCUAAAACUGUCCGUCUACUACUUGCUCAACUAAUCAAUAAUUUCAUUGAAUACACUUCCGAGUUAACCUACUUUGCGAUCAAUGCAUUUCAAACCUCUUCAUUAAAACGUGUACAAACAAUGACAUUGACACGUUUCGAUCAUUACUGUGUACCACGCGUGUGUGCACUUUAUUAUAGUCUAGAUCGAGAGUUUGAAGAAUUUGUUUUACGAAUGAAAAAGUUGUGUAAACGUACACAGAAUACAUUCUUGGACAUACGCUCAGCGAGAAUUCAUUAUCCACAAUCUGGUAUGUUUAACAUACCGGAUACACAUCGGUCGUUGAAUAUCUUCAAAUGUAACAUCGAACGGUUGAGAGAUUUGAAAAAAAUCCAUCAAGAUCUUGGACACAAUCUUCUGUUGCCGAAUGAUCAAUUGUUUCUAUCACUUGAUCUUUUAGUUACUAAUUUUCAAUUGAUUUUGUGUGAACUAGAUAAUCAAGUGCGUUUUAAAGAUGCAAUCAUUUUACAAACAUUUGUCAAUGAUAUAUUUCUUCAAUGUCGUGUGGUACUGACUUGGUUGUAUCCAGCAAUCAAAAUGGCUGCCUACCGUUUUGGUGAUCCGAAUAAACAGUUCGCAAUCAAACGUUGUGAUAAUGUGGAGAAAAAUACCAGGAAAAAUGCUCGAGAGGAAACAAUUCAGGAAGAAUCAUCUCAUCUGACACCACAGAAUGAAACUAGUGAAUCAAAUCAAUCAACUCACGAACUGAUCACAGACGAGAAUCCUAGCAUCAAUACAAAUAAUAUGACUCAAUCGAUUACUGAUAACAGCAGUUUAACGUUUAUCAAAAGAUCUUCUCCUACCAACUCCAAAACUGUCAACCUGAAUCAAUCUUGUUCUCCUGAAAAACAGGCACUAUUAAAUUCCUCACCAUUGUCGUCAUCGAUGCGGCGAACAUUACGAACACAUCAAUUACGUGUGUUGGACUUUAUUCAUUUGAUAUAA